GCUUGAAACAGAGAGGGUUCUAGGGCUCACUAGAUCAUAGAUCAUCGAUCAUCAUGGUUCUCAAACAAUGCGUAGCCGAGACGACGACAGAAAGAGAUUCGAGCAAGUUUAAGGAGGCGGCAGAACCCAUGGAUGAUGUUUCUUCGGUCGUUGUCAAUUCUUACCUGACAAAGCGUAAGGCUGAGUUCGACCUGGAGGAGGAGGAACAGAGCGUUGGUGAGAAUGAAGAAGGCAGUGAUGAGGAAGCCAAAAUGGAUGAGCCUGAGGCUAAAUUUGAUAUGUUAAUGGCGCCUGAAUGGGAUGUGGACAGCUUCGAAGCGCUUGAUGGUAAAACCUUUCGUGAGUUCUGGGAAGAGAUGGUCUAUGUUUGUCUCCAAAAACACAACCAAGUCAAGGAUUUGAAUGUGGAGUUGGUUGAAGUUGUGAGAGGUAAUUUUCACGGAGGACCGAGAUCAAAGUCAUACAUUACAUUUAUGGCGAGGGAGAAGCCGGAUGGACCUCUUGUGGAGUAUCAAGCCAAGUCUAUGCUUACUUUGGACGGCAAGAUACAUCCCAUCCUCUGCAGACCAUCUCCUAUGCCAAAGCCUUAAAACCAAUUCUAUUUAAGGUAUGGCGUUAUCUUAGCCAAUCGUUUGCCAGAAUUAUGAGGAAAACUAUUUUCAAUAGCUUCACAUGGAGGGUAUAAUCAACAAAUAAAGUGCACGUCUUUAU
Messenger RNA from Arabidopsis arenosa, 711 nucleotides. The record is from the annotation of a GenBank genome assembly. Lineage: Eukaryota; Viridiplantae; Streptophyta; Magnoliopsida; Brassicales; Brassicaceae.